AUUGGAAAGUCGGGGGGAGUCAAGAACUCGGGAAUACGGGUUGACGAGUAUGUUCAUUUUCUGUCCUCUUUUCAGCUGUGUAGUGAAUAGAGUGAAAUGUUGAAAGGUAUCUCUUUUGGAGUAUUGUACGAACUACGGGGGCUUCAUGCGACGAUGACUCAUAGCGAAUAUAACCCAAAGAUUUUGAGAAGCUUGGCCUCGCUGAGAGAGACACUUAUGUAGAAAUACGAGUAUCAAUCCGCUGAAGUAAUUGCCUCGAUAUUCCGGUACACAUUCUGCUCGAUUCUCCGCGCGUGUACGUCUUUUUCACGGGGUGACAUCGAGUCUGCUGAGUCUGACAGGCAGCUGACAGGAUGGACGUCCUCAACAAACUUCGUAACACAGUCAGCAACACUAUCAGUAAUACCGUCCAGAAUACCGCGUACGGUCUGUCGCAGCUGUCCAGUGUUCUACCUGGCAAUCCGGUCACCAGGGAGUUCGAGGCGACCGCUCACGUGGCUAGUGCCGGGCCGGGAUUGCUAUGGAAGAUCUACAGCGGUUACAAGAAGUCCACCAAGCAGGAGGCGGCAAUUUUCGUGUUCGAGAAACGUAUGCUAGAGAGAUGGUCCGCUCGAGCGGAUCGAGAGCUCGUGCUGGAAACUUUGAAACGGGGCGUGAUGCAGCUGACGAAGUUGAGGCAUCCGCAGGUACUAACUGUGCAGCAUCCGCUGGAGGAAUCCAGGGACAGUCUGGCGUUUGCAACCGAGCCAGUGUUUGCUAGUCUGGCCAAUGUACUAGGUAAUUAUGAGAAUAUACCUCAACCUACUCCAGCAAGUUUGAAGAAUUACAAACUGCAUGACAUAGAAAUACGUUAUGGAUUGCUGCAGCUAGGAGAGGGCCUGGCAUUUUUGCACGGUGACGUAAAACUAUUGCAUAGGAAUUUGUGUCCAGAAUCAAUUGUCAUCAAUGUUCAUGGAGCUUGGAAGAUAUUUGGUUUUGACUUCUGUGCCUUAAAUCAAAAUACAGAUAGUAAACAGCCAUCAUGGUCUUACCUGGAAUAUGAUUCCACGUUCCCUGUGGUUGUACAACCUCAAUUAAAUUACCAAGCGCCCGAAUGCAUAUUAGCAAGUAGUAACGGACCAUCUAGCGAUAUUUUUGCUCUGGGCAUGCUGAUAUACACAAUACAUUCCUCAGAACAUCAACCGCUACAGGAGUUCCACAAUGAUUUAGGAAAGUGUCGACGUUUCUUAGAAAAUUUUAAAGGAUCUAAUAUUUCAGCAAAACUUCUUCCGAUCCCUGAGAAUCUAAGAGAUACUGUAAAACUUAUGCUAAGUCAUAGUCCAGAAUUGCGAUUAGAUGCCCAUCAAUUUAUUAAGAUCGAAUAUUUCACAGACAUUGGUGUUAAGACGUUAAAUUACUUGGACAAAUUAUUCCAGUGGGAUAAUCUCCAAAAAUCGCAAUUUUACAAAGGUCUUCCACAGUUAUUAAAACAGUUGCCACAUAGAGUUGUACUGCACAGAGUAUUACCUGCUCUCUAUAAAGAGUUAGUUAAUCCGCCUAUGAUACCAUUUGUAUUGCCAAGUAUCUUGCAAGUAAUGGAAGCUACCGAAGUAGAGGAAUUCCGAGAACAUAUUCUACCUAAUCUAAAACCUGUUCUUGCUUUAGAAGACCCACCACAGAUUAGUCUGGUUCUCAUGCAACAAGUAAAUUUAUUAUUGAAACUAUGUCCCACGGACGUCAUUAAGACCGAUAUAGUGCCUAUGUUAUUGCGUGCAUUGGAGUCCGAAUGGGAGCAGCUUCAAGAACUCUGCUUAUCAGCGUUGCCGAGUAUAGUAACGAUGAUCGAGGGACCAGUCAUAAAAAAUGCCAUACUGCCGCGAAUGAAAAAGAUAUGCUUGUCAUCGGGAAAGAAAUCUACUAGUCUUGGAGUACGCGUCAAUUGUUUGUUGUGUCUCGCGAAAAUGUUGCCGAACUUUGAUCGUUGGCUAGUAUUCGAUCAAAUAUUACCAUUUCUCCAGGAAAUUCCACAUUCUGGCGAACCAGCCAUUUUAAUGGCUAUUAUAGGUAUUUAUAGGAUGCUGCUUACUCACAGUAAGCUAGGUAUGGGCAAAGAAAUACUGGCGACGAAGGUAUUACCGUUUCUGUUGCCUCUCUGCAUAGAGCAAAAUCUCAGCAUGUCGCAAUACGAGACACUUUCCACACUAGUCGUUGAUAUGAUAAAUCGAGUGACCAGCGAGCAUCGAGAGGCAUUACGACAAUUGGAUGCGGUGCGCCGUGAGUCGCAACAACUCGAUCAGGCACUUUCUCAAGUGGGAUCGCUCACCUUUAUGCAAAACAGUUUAAGCGACAUUAAUUUAACACCCCAAGUUCCAUCUCCAAAUGCUAAUUCCAAAACUGUAAAUAUUGAGAAUGGGUUAACCAUCGAAGACAAGUUUAGGCUAGCUCAACAGCAAGAAACGCAUCAAAGAAUGCAGUCUCAAUCUAUACUGACUCCUACAGCUGCACCACAAUCCUUAAAAUCGCAACCGAAGGAUUUAACCGCGACUUUGCUCAAAAACAAUCUGGAUGAAUUAAAUAUGUCUAUGUCAAGAUCAUCUAUGUCACAACUAGAUCACUUAGUUACUAAAAAUACUCCGUACAAAUCUAAUGACGUUAAUUUAACGCAGUCACAAUUUUUAACAUCUCCGACGCUUAAUUCGCAAACAAUGUUGAAUAGACCAAUGAAUUGGAAUUCCAAUGGAUUGAACACGCCCAUAAAUUGGAAUUCGCCACAAUCUACUUUGAUGCGAAAUUCUAUCACUCCCCAGAGUAAUGUAAAUUUUGCGACACAACUAGAGAUUAAACCAAAUCUAAAUUUUCCCAUGCAACCUUUUAUGUCACCCACUAAUACGCAAACCAAUGCAGACAAACCUAAUUCAUCAACGCAAGAUAUAAUGGAUUUACUUAGUUAAUAGGUUUAAACGUCUUUAAAAUUAAUAAUAGUAUGAAGGAGACAGCUGCAUUGUUACGAGAGUGAUAUGAAAGCGUUACAAUAAUACAUUGUAAUAAAUGUAUUUUCUCGUCUACUAUAAUUUUUGGUAGCAUUAUCGAAGAUGAAAGUCACUUUUAUAUAUAAGGAAUUAUAAAAAAGUAAUAAAUCAUCUUUUGUAUUGACAUAAGCAAUCAAAGAUUGCAGUAUUAUACCAAUAUUAAAUAACAAUUUUAUUGCAUAUUUUAUAUUGAGGCUGUUUCGUGUAGAGUAAUUCGAUUGUAAAUCUUGAGGAAUAUCUCGGAGAACAAAAAAUUAUUAUUGGAAAGAAUGUCGAUUUUUAAUGUAAAAUAUAUAAGAUGUUUCGUUUGUCUUGGUGAUAGUUUUUGUUUUCAGUUCUUAAGAUAUAUAAUCGAACUGUAUACGAUCUUGUAUAAAACAUAUCUUGUGUAUAUAUAUUCCAUCUAUAUUUUUUAUUUUGAUAAUGUUAUUCAUAACUGGAAAAGUUUAUGUAUGUUGUAAUUUUUCUACGAAUCCUUUAUUGGUUCUAUUGUAUUCUUCCUGUUUUAAUAUUUUAUGAACCAUUAAAUAGAUAUAUUUAUAAAGAAGUAUAAAGUUGACAAAUAGUAGAAUGUACUUUUAAAUAACAUUAAACCAUACGCUUAGUAUGAAAUUAAUUAUAAUUUACUACGAAUGCUGAAAGAUAAUAAUUUCGAAUGUGAUAGUAAAAUGGAAGUCACAGUUUUUUUAUACAGAAAAACGCAUGUUUUUAUUGUGAUUUAAUUCGCCAUACUUCAUCACGCUUCAAUGUACAUACAUAUAGCUUGUCUGCGGGAGGCAGGAUAGAUAAAUUAUAAUGUAAGAAUAUUUAAUAAAAAGGCAUUGCUCAUUCAAAUGAUUGUGGACCGCCAUUUUCAUUCCAUAUUUCGCAAUUGAUAAUAACGGAUGUAUCAUACGUAUAUAUCAAUCUGUAGUCAAUGUUAAAUAACAUGACUGUCAUUUGCUGGCAUCUACUUUUACUGUAAAAUGUCACAAGCUCUGCAGAAAUAAAGUUUAUUUUAUAAAAUAUUUCUGUAUAAAAUAUGAUCGAGCGUUGCGUAUGUUACAAAUGGUUAAAAUAAAAUGUAUUAAUUUUAUUCAGAAUUUUAUGCAUACACAAUUAUUACGUAAACGUCUAUAUAAAGUUUUUUUGUCUGCACAAUUAUUAUUUUGGCAAGUAUGUUUGUACGAAGCUGCAAAAAGAAAAAUAAAUUGUAUGUAUUUAUUUGUAAUAUUGUCUUGGAUUUGUGUGUGUUAUUCAUUUUGUUGUUGUACACGAUUGUUCAUGUUUGCUGUUUGAGUCUAAUAAAAUGCUUGAAAUGUUGAUGC
Monomorium pharaonis (pharaoh ant) is the source of this 4315-nucleotide messenger RNA. RefSeq names its product SCY1-like protein 2. The record is from RefSeq and is a predicted model, not a curated record. Lineage: Eukaryota; Metazoa; Arthropoda; Insecta; Hymenoptera; Formicidae. Gene Ontology annotation, biological process: protein phosphorylation. Gene Ontology annotation, molecular function: ATP binding; protein kinase activity. The coding region runs from base 354 to 2930 and encodes 858 amino acids. The transcript is spliced from 7 exons.